Molecule: messenger RNA, 277 nt
Organism: Diversispora eburnea
Lineage: Eukaryota; Fungi; Glomeromycota; Glomeromycetes; Diversisporales; Diversisporaceae
Source: the annotation of a GenBank genome assembly
AAAUAUUGUUGAUUUUGAAAGUAUAAAAUUUCCGGCAACACUACAUGAUGUUGAUAAAUUCGAGGAAAAUAAUUCAAACUAUGCUAUAAAUAUAUUUAGACCAGUGUAUAAAGAAAUAUUCAGAAAAAUAAAAGUAGAUAUAGAUCCAUUACAUAUCUCUGAAAAAAAUUAUCAAGUAGAGCAUAUGAUAGAUUUGCUAUAUUUAACAGAAGGUGAAGAGAGUUUAAACGAUCGAAAAAAUCCUAACGAUAUACCAGAAGGAUUAAAAACACAUUAU